Messenger RNA from Carcharodon carcharias (great white shark), 3823 nucleotides. RefSeq names its product E3 ubiquitin/ISG15 ligase TRIM25-like. The transcript is spliced from 5 exons. Bases 72 to 1664 code for a protein of 530 amino acids. The record is from RefSeq and is a predicted model, not a curated record. Gene Ontology annotation, molecular function: protein binding. NCBI's taxonomy places the organism in Eukaryota, Metazoa, Chordata, Chondrichthyes, Lamniformes, Lamnidae.
AUCAGUUUCACUUUUAUUUCACAGUCUACUUCCGGGAAGGGGCCACGUUGUUGGUGGCCACACGCUAGAGAAUGGCUGCCUUGAGUUGCUUGAAGGAAGAACUGGCCUGUCCUGUAUGUCUGGAGUUGUUGAAUGAUCCUGUGACCACAAAUUGUGGCCAUAAUUUCUGUUCUCAAUGCCUCGAGGAGGUAUGGAGUGAAGCUAGAAGUCUAAAUCAGGACAUUCAGUGCCCACAGUGCAGGCAUCGUUACACCGAGAAACCCGUGCUAAAGAAAAACAUACUUUUGGUUGCUCUCAUCGACCAGUUCAUCCAAGAGCCAGCAGAAUUUUCGGGAGAUGGUGACGAUGUUCCCUGCGACUGGUGUUUUGAGACGGUUCUCAAGGCUGAAAAGACAUGUUUGACGUGCAUGGCCUCCUACUGUCUCUCCCACCUGAGGCCUCACAUUCAGAAUGCUGCUUACCAGGAUCAUGAAAUAACAAGUCCAAUCAGGGACCUGCAAAAAAGGAAAUGCAAAGAGCACAGAAAGAUCCAAGAGUUGUUUUGUACAACACACAGCAUUUUUGUGUGUGACUCUUGUAAGCCUACACAUAUAAGCUGUAAAAUAACCUCAUUAGAGGAACAGUGUAAAGAGAAACAGGUGAAUGUUCAAAGUAUUCUUGGAGAAAUAUCUGAUGAAAUAAAAGCAGCAGAAGGAAAACUUGAUUCUUUGGCAAAUGAGCACCGUUCUGUCAAAGAAACUGCAUCCAAGAUGAAGAUAUUGAUGGGAGAAAAGUUUAAGGAGAUCAAAAAGCUUCUUAUAACAAAAGAAGAAUCUAUGAGGAAGCUAAUAGAUGAAGAGUACAUGGAAAUUGAGAUAAGCUUUGAAGCAGCUUCAAGACAAAUUCUUGAACAUAUUGAAGAACUCAGCAACACCAAAAGUCAAAUCGAACCUUUGGCAAAGGAGAAGGACCAGUGGAGGUUCUUGAAGGCCACUUCAUCAAUACCCAAUCAAGUCACACAUCUUCUUAAUCCAGGAGAAGCCGUAAACGCAUACAACAGAAGACUACAAUUCAUAUGCAAAUACGCUUUAAAGCUAAUCUCAAAUCUCAAACCUGAACUGGACAAAUUUUGGCAGGAGAUAUUCAAGUAUGGAGAAUUCUGUGAACUCACCUUUGACCCAAAGACAGCACACAGGCAGGUCGCUUUGUCAGAAGGAAACAGGAAGAUAUUUUGGUGUGAUUAUGCACAGUCCUAUGACAAUAAUCCUGAAAGAUUCACUAACAGCAUCCAAGUGCUGUGCUCGCAGAAGUUCUCUCAGGAUUGUUAUUACUGGGACAUCUCCACCAAGCACAGUACUGGCUGGGCAAUUGGGAUUGCUUACAAAAGCAUCAAUGUAGGAGUUAGCCUCAGUCAAACUGAAAAAUCAUGGUGUAUACAGUGGAACAGCAACUAUUAUUUCUCAGCUUGGCACAAUAAUGCAGAAUAUAAAUUAGCAUGGGUGAUACCUCCAACUAUCAGGGUGUGUCUCAAUUUUGACGGUGGUUCUGUAUCAUUUUACUCUGUCGCUGAUAGUAUAACUCUGCUACACAAAUAUGAUGUUGCAUUUACAGAACCUGUCCAUCCUGCCUGCUGCCUUAUAAACACAGGGAAAAAUAACGCACUGGCUUUGGAGCCUCCACCCUAGAAUACAUGAGGGAAGGAUUACAGUUUAGAACGGUCAGGAUUAGAGUAAAUUUUAUGAUCUAGCAGUACCAACAUAAAGCUUCAGCUUUCAGGAGCUCCAAUUCGAGGCCCAAAUUACUCCCCCUUCCGUUAGUUUUGAUGGAAGGAAAUAUUCACGGGCUGCAGAUGCCUUGGUACCCAAAUUUCUGAUUAUGUGCUCCCAUCACAUGAAGUUCUUUGCUGGGUGAGCUGAGUCAUAAAAUUUAUUCUUCUUCAAGCUUUUAGACAAGAAUUAUUGCUAAGGAACUAUGUCAAAAAUGGGGCUCCUAUGCCACUAGCUGCAGAAUGCUUAGAAAUAAAUAAAAAUAUUAAAGAGAAAUAAAAAUUGAAGGAUUUUUUUUUCAGGAAAACCCUCUUUCACAGCUUCAGUGAUAACACACUGAGGCAAACUGUUAAGUAAUAGCAACAAGCUUGGCUGCUGGAAACACCAGUACGUUGGCUGCUGGAAACACCAGUAUGUAUAAUAAGUGAACCAUCAGAGACACUGGAAAAUCUGAAAUAUAAACAAAGUGUUUACAACACUCAGCAGAUCAGGUCAAGCUGCAACAUCAAUCCCCCAUCCCUGACCUGAUAGUUUCCAGCAUUUUCUGUUUGGUAAGAAUUAUACCAGGUUUCCCAUUAACACAAUUAUUAAGGUGUUGCCAAGAUAGCGAUGAGUGCAACGAGUGGUAGGAAUCAUUUCAAAACUGUACAAUCUUUGUAAUGCCAUUAAUUAAAACAUGAAUAGGCAAUUAUCACUUAAAUUACGUAUUAAGGAAGCAGGAAAUUAGCUGAAAAGUGAAAUGUAUCUAAUUAGCUGAAUAUUAAUUUAACCAGAAAGAGCAUUUUGCAAUCUUUUUUCUAUCAGGUGAGUCAGUAACUAUUCCUAAGUUUUGCUUAGAAGGUGACCCAUAACAAGAGAGUUCAUUCAUUUCUUAUUCUGUAAAGUUCUGCAGGAACUCCAUCAGCUUUUUGGGCUGAGAGGAAAGGAUUCAGCCAUACUUAAACUACAACUCUCUUGGGAGAAUGGUUAUCUCUAUCUGUAGCCAAGAUCUGGAAUUCCUGAUUGGUGAGGGACCACUGCUUAUCCCCUGGUAUUUCUGAUUGGCAGCAUUAGCUCAGGCUUUGGUUUUGGAGGAGGAGGGUGUGGGGUCACGAAUGAAACUAAGGGCGGGAUUUUCCACUGGGAUUGUCCGGUCCCGCCGAAAGUCAAUGGACCUCUGUCUCACCCGCUGCAUACUCUGCAGCCGCCACUGCGGGGCUGGAAAAUCCCGGCCUAAGACUUCUCUGAAUUGCCACAGAAUCAGAAUUAUUAUUGUUACAGCACAGAAAGAGGCCAUUUGGCCCAUUGUGUCAGCACCAGCUCUACUAAUGAGCAAUACAGUGGACCCUGCAGCUGGAAGCUGGAGAAUCUGGCUCACAAGGAUAGUCAAUGGAUAUCAAUAAAGUGUGUUUUAAGGAGUUUGUAGAGAAUCCCCUUCUGCCACUGUUUCCCCUGUAAGACUGUUCUGAGGGUUUUACUUUUCUGCCCUCAAAAACUAUGCUGGACCAAAUUGAUGUGUUUUAUUGUAAUGCUGAAACAGUUAAGUGGUCAAAUUAUAAACUGAUGGCUUGUGACUAUUGUGGUGGGGCAGGAAUAUUUCUUCAAUCUCAGAUAUUUCUCUUUUCCCCCUAUCCCAAACCACCUUAUAACAAAAUUCUGGAUCAAAUGUGUCAGAAUAAUCCAGUUCGAUAAACUGCUGAGAAAGUGAAAUUUGUAACUUUUCUUUAUAAUUUCUUCUCUAAUUUCUUGUGGUGACUGGACCGGGAAAAUGUGGUCCAUGUUUUUACUCGAUGAAUAUGAUGCCACUUUGACUUCUGUUAAGGAGGCAACUUUCUGGAAGAAAAAGUUUGACGAAUAGGACUUGGCAAUUCAGCCCCUUGAGCCUGUUGCACUGUUCAGUGAGAUCAUUGCCGCUCUGUACCUCCUCAACGCUUACCUGCCUUAAUUACAUGUUUCUUGAUAGCCUUUUUGCAAUUUGAUUAUAAACAAAUGGUGUAUAUGACAUUUGAACAUAUAAUUGCAUAUAAUUGUUAUGACUAACGAUGUCUUGUACAAUUUGCUUGCUUCCUUUUUCCAACUAAUAAAAGGUUUAGCAAACA